AUGAAAAUUCUCUGUCUACAUGGAAAAGGCACAAGUGCAAGUAUAUUAGAGAAACAAACAGCGGCUUUCCGACGGCAUCUGCGCGCUCUAGAGCCAGAAACACGAAUUGUCUUUGACUUUAUUGAUGGACCUCUUUCUGCAGAUCCUGCACCGGCAAUAGACAAAUUCUUCGCAGGUCCUUUUUACUCAUUCUACCCCUCUGCUUCCAUUGACAAUUUACGCUCUGUGCAUACUUGGCUACUCAAAGUCUUAGAAAAGCAAGGCCCUUACGAUGGAGUGCUUGCUUUUUCUCAGGGGUGUGCUUUGGCUGCUACUUUGAUGCUUGAAAUACAAGCUGCUUCCAAAGCACAGCCUUUCAAAUUCGCCGUUCUUAUAUGUGGAGGAGUACCCCUUUCAUAUCUUGCUGGAAAGGGGUAUAAAGUUGAGGAAGAAGCAAAACAAUAUGACGAACAAGCUCGCCUAGCAUUAUCUUCCCAAGCAUCGUUAGAUGCACUUCUCCAAAAUGGCAGUCAGCGAUGGACUCAAAACUUUACUCCUCUCAGCCACCACCACUCAAACAGUCAACAGUCUCCUCCAGCGAUCAUUUUCGGACUUGACAUAGCUCAAGUGGCAGACGUCCACAAGAUCCCAAUCCCUACUGUACAUAUAUAUGGGAACAGAGAUCCGAGGAUGGGAUCUGCGUUGCAGCUGGCUGGAAUGUGUAGGCCUGACAAAACGAGAAUUGCUUGUCAUAGUGGUGGUCAUGAUAUACCCCGGACGUCUGAAGUAAGCGAUAUGAUAGCAAGGUUGAUUUUGUGGGCGAUGACAGAGAACGAGAAAGAGUGA
This is a messenger RNA of Aureobasidium melanogenum CBS 110374, 825 nucleotides long. RefSeq lists its product as uncharacterized. The record is from RefSeq and is a predicted model, not a curated record. Gene Ontology annotation, cellular component: cytoplasm; nucleus. The transcript is spliced from 2 exons. Bases 1 to 825 code for a protein of 274 amino acids. NCBI's taxonomy places the organism in Eukaryota, Fungi, Ascomycota, Dothideomycetes, Dothideales, Saccotheciaceae.